Molecule: messenger RNA, 3910 nt
Organism: Cherax quadricarinatus
Lineage: Eukaryota; Metazoa; Arthropoda; Malacostraca; Decapoda; Parastacidae
Source: RefSeq, a predicted model, not a curated record
CUGGCUGCCAGGCGGGUCUAGCAAUGUCUCUCAACCUCACGUAACACACCUUGCAACACUCUCAACCUCUUACCGACAUCGUCUGAUUUUCGAUGUGAUGUUCAAGACCUGAAGAACUUAGACAUAUGUUUAUGGUACAGCUGUGUUAACUGGUUGACCCCGUGUGGGUUACUUAUUAUGACUAAAGAUUAGCUUUGUAAAUUUAAAUCAGCAUCGAGGUUACUGUGUUGUUGGUGCAGCGGGCAAUAAAUUUAACUCUACAAAUGUUCAGUAAUUAUUAAUGAACAAGAUGUAGAUCUACAUCUCCACUACACUGAAGUGUGAGGAUGGGUCAGGAGCUGGAAGGGGAGGAGGCUUCAACAGACGAGCCCAGGAGCUGGGUGGGGAGGAGGGCAGUCACCCACACCCUGUUCUCCACCCUAUCACACUCUACUGUGACUCCACUUGAGCUUCGCCCUAGUAUAAUAUACAGAACAUCACAGUAAAAAACUAUUGACAAAGACUUGGAUAAAUAUUAUUGUGUUGUUAUCGCAUGGCCUUUUCAACCAGAAUGAGCAGACAGGUGUUGCCACCCCAUGGCGUGGCGUGGCGUGACAUGAUCUCCAAAGGCGAUCUGAUUUACAAGAGUGCUCUGUAAUAUCCGUCGCAGCAAGACGUCAUAAAGAUGGCGACUAUUGAGAACAUGCCACAGCCUAGUGACGUUCUGGACGUCUCGUCCCAAGCGCCUCUAGUAUCACAUACUUUUCCCCAGGCGUCCUCGCUAGUGGCAGCAGGCUCUCACUUCCCGGCCACCAUGUUGGCCAGAUCCGGUGCAAAGUCUGCUAAGGAAAAGAGAGAUGUUGACAACCACUGUGAAAACUCUUCCAGACAUUCGGCCCCAGCCGUUGGUCGUGUAUCACCUGUCAAGGGAUCUGUGGAGUCAUCGGUCUCGGGUUCUCUGUCCCCCAGCAGUGUCUCGCCUCAGGCUCCUCAAUCAGAUGAUCUCGAAUCCCCGAUGGCCGUUUCCAGGAAUAGUGAUGAUGAAAGUCCCUUCCCAGAGGAAACUAUAAACCGGCUGUCGCAAUAUUCUCUUACGCCGGAACCCAUUACACCAAGUCUUCCAAGAAAUAAGAUCCAAUUCAUUAUCUCGUUAAAAGGGGAAUUAAAAAAACAUAAUACAAUUCCUGCAAACUUCAACAAACUUGGCUUUUUCGAAGAACUGUACAAACUAUUGGCGGACGACAUGUGGGAGAUCCGCAAUGAGACUACACUCCUCAUCCUUGACCUACUUCCAUACCUCAAGAGCGACGUGGACAGCUGCAUGGCUAUCGUGCUUCCUAACCUCAUACCUAACCUGGGAGACAGUCGGGCUCGACUCCAGAAGUCAAACGUUAAGCUUCUUAAAGCUUACGCCUCCGUAAGCAAGGAUAAAGAAGGGCUUGUUGAAGAUCUGGUUACCUACGGCAUCAACCACAAGAAGAAGAAUGUUAGCAAAAUGGCCACACUGAACAUAAUUCACCUCUUGACGAAAGAUUUAUACGAAGUCGACUUUUCUCUCUUGGCUCAGUCCCUCUAUACGAAGCUCCAAGACUCCGACAUGAAGCCCGCAGCUCUACCGACAUUCAGGCAGCUUCGAAGUCUAGUUGGAGAAGAGAAGUUUAAUAGCUACAUAAACUAUCUGAGUUCUCGGUCGCGGGAAAUGCUUGAUGAGCUCCUCGAGUGUGUGAGCCCAAGUGCCAAGGAAGUAAAGAGUGAGGCUGAAAACGAUGACCACAAAAACGACGGCGGCAACGACCAACACACCGGUGAUAACGACCAACAGAACGACGGCACCGAUGACCAACAGAACACCAGUAAUAACCAACAAAACGAUGGCAUUGACGACCAACAGAAUGACGGGGAUGAUGAGCAACAGAACGUCGUCGACCACAAGGAAAGUGAAAGCGGCGACAAAAAUAAUGAAAUCGAAAACGGCAAGCUCGAAAAUAACGAGCACAAAAGGGACGACGAUAUAAACGGCGAUAACGACGACCACGAGUAUAGCAACGAUGUGGUUUUGCCAACUCUGGAGGAGAGGAGGCACAGCCCCGAUGGAAAGAUAGGAAGCAGCCAGGGAAGAACAGAGUUCGGGAUUAUUGACGCUGCCAUCAUUGAUAAAAUACGACAUCCCAGAGACUGGAAGACCCGUUCCGAGGGCUGCGAGCAACUGUGGACGCAGCUCAAGUGCUUGGAAGACUUCACAGCCUUCCUGCCUCACCUCUCAAAUUUCCUCUCACUCCUCGACUCUCUCAUCGACGAUAACAACUUCAGGAUAUCCAUUAUUGUCCUCGAUAUCUUCCGCAUCCUGAUAGAGAAGCUUCAGGGCGAUCUGCCGACGUACCUACGGCAGAUCGUCCACUCGGUGAUCAAACAAGUUGGCGACUCGAAAGUGGUGGUGAGAAUCGAAAAUAUGAAGGUCUUUCAAAAGCUGCUUCAGAACGCCACGCCAGCGGCGGUCAUGCCCAUCCUGUGUGAUAAUCUAGGCCACAGGUCACCCCGGGUGAGGGAAGAUUGCCUCAACUUUAUCAUCUACGCUCUCAUGACCUUUCCUAGCUAUGAAUUUGACCUGAAUUACUUGUCGGAGAAGGUAAGCAUGAGCGUGACUGACCCUAAGCGUCGGGUGCGGCUGGCAGCUCUGGAGUGCAUGGCGGCCAUUGCUCAGUUCCUGGGACCUGCCAAGCUGGGCCCGCUCAUGGCCGCCCUCGACAACCUCGAGGACAAGGAUAAGGAGGCAGGUGCGUUGGCAGCAGUACAAGCACGACUGGCACGGCGUCAACUGCCCAGGGUCACACCUGAUGGUCUCAUAGAGUACUCCCUUGUGGUGCCAUCCUCAAACAAGAGGAACAACCUCACUUAUCCUAAAGGAGCGGACGUGGACUGGGUACUGGCUGGGUCAGGGGGCAUUAUGUCUGCUCUCUCAGGAGGUAACGGAAACCUCUCGUCAUCUCUCUCCUCGUCCUUCGCUGCUUCAGAUUCCUUCGUCAACACCCUCGCCUAUGCACACCCACAAUCUUCGCCUACUCUACCCAGAAGCGCCUUGCAUGAGGAAAGUCUUCAUAGAAAACGUUCUUUCUCUGAUGUAGCUCUCAACACUGUGGAUGAACGUGGCCUCACGCUGUGGAACACAGACACCAUAGACCUGAGCAGGACCGCACCUCCAGACUUGGGCACUUACCGCGGGGUUUACCUGGCCAAGCUGCGGCAAGGUUCCUCUUAUAACCGCUCCAUCAACUUCGACAAAGGUUAUUCACUGCUGCCCAACAAGUAUGGCAGCAGUGGUGUGGGCAGUGCCCGGGGAGACACACCAACAAGUCGAUCACCUUCCAUACAUAGACGACUCAACUCCCUCGCUCCCUUAGACCAAGGAUCGGCACGCAGUUUCAUCCCUCCAUUGUCCGCAGUGUCGAGGCGUUCCCGACCCGGCCACACACACGAGUUCCACUCCGACCCUGAAGACGAUUUUGAUGAGGAGGACAAGUCAGAGGAGUAUUAUUAUGAGGAAGAUGAGGUGGAGGAGGAAGAAGUGGAGGAAGACUUGUUGGCUGAGGAUAAGAGUUCAUCCCGGCCCAGAAGUUCAGCCACCACGUUGGACAGCGGCAUCUCAGUUUUCUCUGUUUCUAACGAGUUCGACGCUGCCACAGAAAACGUAAAGGAAGAGGUCAAAGGGGCGGUGAACAGCGCUAGCAGCAGCGGCAACAGCAGCAGCGGUAGACAGCAACAACAGAUCAUCCAGAGUAAAGGAUCCUCCGCGUCGUCACUCUCCUCAGUCGACGAUCAAGGAUGGAAUAAGUGGGAACCCUUUGCUAGUCUUGUGAGGCUUGCUGUGUUGUUAGGCGCUCGGUUCCUGGGCCCCCUCGUGGAUUCUGGUCGUGAUGUAUUUCUGUCGCUCUAG